CGGUGACGAUGGCGAUGCGGCUGCAUCCGCACCGCCUGCGCGUGCUGAGGACGAAAAGCCCGUACUUGCUCAGCCGCGCCUCCUUCUUCUUGUUCCCGUCGCCAUCUCGCUCGCUGGUCAAGUCACACACGGAGACGCGUGUCGUGCCUUUCUCCUGCACCGAAAUGUUCGAUGUGGUGGCGGAUGUGGAUCGCUACAACGAGUUCCUGCCCUUUUGCGUUGAGUCACGCGUGCUGCGAAGGCCCAAUGACAACGUCAUGGAGGCGGCUUUACGCGUAGGCUUCAAACUCUUUACCGAGUCCUACACGUCCCGUGUGCUCAUGAUCCGACCCAAUAAAAUCGCAACGAAAGCGAUUGACUCACCGACAUUCAAGCGGAUCGAGAGUGAAUGGGUUUUCAAGCCGUGUGCUACACCUGGAAGCUGUGAGGUGGACUUCAAAGUGACCUUCGAAGUAUCGUCGUUCCUCCACGCGAAUGCCAUCCAGCUCUUCUUCGAUGACGUCGCACUUACGCAACUUAAUGCGUUUAUUGGUCGUGCGAGAAAAAAAUACGGGACAGCACCUCGCCCAGUGCCUCAAGCCGCUGAGAAGGCAGAGCCACCACGAAUGACGAAAGAGUCCACUGCGAACACUAUCGCGGGUGAGAGUACCGAUAAUGACGUCGCAGAGGUUACCGCUGCGAUGGACGAAGACGACGAAGCUGCUAAACGUGUAGCAAAGGCCAAUGCAUCACGCCGCAUCAAAGGUGGUAUUUCUGCGCAAACGUACAGCGACUUGGCGGAUGUUUUCACCGACUACGCUGACAAGGACGGCAAACUAUACUAUGGCGGGUUUACAGCAGCUUGUAUGGCUCUAAGCGACGAGUACGAAGAUAUGAAGGAAGUUAGUGAGAGCGCCGCUCUUGCAGGAGCCGUGUUUUCCAGUUUCGAGACCCAUGCCACCCCAAAGGAUUGGCUCUCGCUGGAUGAGUUCGUAGUGGGCGUGUAUCUGAUGACUAAGGGCACGUUCGAGCAGAAAGCCCACAGUUUGUUUGAGAUUGUCAACAAAACAGGGGAUGGCAAGAUUACGCGCGAAGAAUUGACUGAAGCGAUGCAGCAACGGAUUCGAGCUGUGAAGAAGCUCUUCCCUAAGCUGUUGCGAGACCAAAUUCAAAUCCAGAUGGCGAACGAGCAGGUCAAAGAAUUGUCUUCUGUCCAGGACGCUGCCAUGGCGAGUAGCGUCCAAGCCAUUGAGGAACUGAUGGAGGAGGUGGAAAAAGAAAUCCCCCUCGCUGUAAAUCAGAUCUUCCGUGAAGCCGACCUGGACCAGGACGACUACAUCCGCGAGCAGGAGUGGAUGUUCGCGUGGCAGGCACGUCCAGAGUUUGUGGAGCUGCUGACAAUCGAUGGAAUGAACAAAAUGGCACAGUGGGCGUCGGUUGUACAAGAGGUCACUACAGACGACGAUAACGAUGAUGACGACAAGACUUAA
This is a messenger RNA of Phytophthora infestans T30-4, 1469 nucleotides long. RefSeq lists its product as uncharacterized. Lineage: Eukaryota; Oomycota; Peronosporomycetes; Peronosporales; Peronosporaceae. The record is from RefSeq and is a predicted model, not a curated record. Gene Ontology annotation, biological process: ubiquinone biosynthetic process; cellular respiration. The coding region runs from base 165 to 1469 and encodes 434 amino acids. The transcript has 3 exons. Gene Ontology annotation, molecular function: ubiquinone binding; calcium ion binding.